UUUAACCUCAAUUAAUUUCGAACCAUUCAACUCAUCUUAGUGAAUCACAUAUUCUAUUUGAAGAAGCAAACAUAUAAAUUUUUGUCUUAAAAACAUUUACAGAAAGUGAUAAUCAACAUUCCAAUAGUAUAAAAAUUAUAAUUAGUCCCUAAAUAUGACGAAAUCCGAAUAGCUUUCAAAACUUGAUGCUAAUUCAAUAUUCCUAAGGUGUGAUAAUGUCGAAGUUAUUAAGGAGGUCUUUAAUAUUAUUUGGAAGGUCAAAUAUAAUACGAAACUACAGGCAAAAUGCGUUUGGAAAAUAUCUUUUGUUCACAAAUACAGUUAGCUCAGGGAUUCCAAUGUUUUUUGGCGAUCUAAUUCAGCAAGAAAUCGAGUAUCAGAAUAAAAAAUUAGCAAAACGAUAUGACUAUAAAAGAUUAGGGCGAAUGUUACUAUUUGGACUGGCUGUAGGGCCUGUACAUCAUUAUAUUUAUAUAAAUCUCAAUAAGUACCUUCCAGGGAGAAGUAUGGCCAACAUUGCCAAGAAAAUUUUGACAGAUCAAUUAUUAAUAGGUCCCCUAUGCAUUUUAUUAUUUUUCUCUGGCCUUGGAGUGUUAGAAGGAAAAUCACUGGAUAGCAUAAAUAGUGAAAUUAAAUCGAAAUUCCUAGUGGUUUAUAAGAUGGAUUGGGUUAUUUGGCCUCCUACACAAUUCAUAAAUUUUUAUUUUGUACCUGUGAAAUACCAAAUAAUGUAUAUAAAUUUGGUAACAGUUUUGUAUGAUGUAUUCUUAUCAUAUGUUAAACACAGAGAUCAAGAUAUGGAUAAAAUUGGAGAAAAGUACAAUGAAUGACUGAAACCCCCUCUAACAAAUUUUUAUGUUAAUAAAUAUUGAAAUUUUAUUGUAGUUAAAUGAAUAAUUGUUAUUAUUUUCAAUUCAUAUUUAUUGUACAAAUAAAUUGUUGAUGUCUCUUA
Molecule: messenger RNA, 952 nt
Organism: Harmonia axyridis
Lineage: Eukaryota; Metazoa; Arthropoda; Insecta; Coleoptera; Coccinellidae
Product: mpv17-like protein 2
Exons: 3
Coding region: 216-830 (204 amino acids)
Biological process (GO): mitochondrial ribosome assembly
Cellular component (GO): cytoplasm; membrane
Source: RefSeq, a predicted model, not a curated record